AUGGGACCAAUGGAACUGGCAGAUUAUGUAGGACUCGACACGACAAAGUUUAUUAUUGACGGUACGUUUUGUAGUCACGUCCAAAGUAAGACGAAAGUGCUUCUCCGCUCUUCGCAUUCUAUUUAAGUUGUGUCAUGUUGUUGCCUUGCAAAGCUUAUGAUUUGUAAGUAAGCUCAACGUCGCUUCUUUUUUGGUUCAAGUUUUCUCAGUAGACAGAUGCGCAAGUAGUUACUCGUAUUUGCCAGCGCAGAUAAUACGAAAUUUUCUAUGAAACCAUCGAAUUUUCCUUGACUUAAUUGUACUGGCAAACACCGUCCUUGAAGAAUUUUUUCCUCAGGACAAAACAACUCUCCCAUGUUCAAAAAGAAUAAGGAGACUUUUCCCACAUUUUUCCGUCUAUAAUGCCUUUGGAAAACUAGCCUCCGAUCAGGCUCACUUGUGAGAGUUCGGGGAUGUAGGGACCUUACGAAACCACGACGACAACGGCAACGGGAACGUCAAACACAACUGCGAGGUGAAAUGUCCAAAUUUUAAAUUUACUUGGGAACGGCAAGGCGAUAAAUUCUACCAUCUCUGUUCGAACUUGAACGCGUUCCCCUCUCUUCAGCUCCAGCCAAAAUCCUCUUCUUUUAAGUAACAGGGCGAAUUGGGAUAAUCGCGAAAACGUUUAAAAGGAUGCGAAGUCUGUUUUUCAGCGACGUUUUCAUGGACGUCGCCGUUGUCGGAUGGGAAGGUUCCUAAUGUUUGGCGGCGGCGCCUUUUACACGCGCCGGCGUAGCAAGCGAAAAGAAUGGAGCGAGGAAAAGCGAAUUGCUAAAUGUUUUUAGGCCUUACACGUUUGGCCAAAAAACAGCAAACAUCCCGCCGUAAAAUUUUGCUUUCUCGCUUUUUAACUCUUUUCUUCCCUAUUUAUUUCACACUUUCUCUCUCUGCUCAUAAUUUUUAGGAAGGUUGUCUACACCUGCAUUUUCCAAAUUCUAUGCCAUAAAUUACAAACCUUUGGAUAUCGUCUUCAUUUUCUCGUCGUUUUUAUAUUUCAGGUUGGCAUGAAAAACACCCAGAUGUGCCGCUUUUUGAGCCGAGCGAAAUUCUUAACGACCUUGUCGCUCGAAACAAGUUGGGCAGGAAGACUGGAGAAGGAUUCUACAAGUAUGACUAG
This is a messenger RNA of Porites evermanni, 1159 nucleotides long. Lineage: Eukaryota; Metazoa; Cnidaria; Anthozoa; Scleractinia; Poritidae. The record is from the annotation of a GenBank genome assembly.